AUGCCGAUUCCGAUUUGCAAAGCCAACGCCAAAAAGCCGGCCGGAAAGCCACGUCUACGUCCUCGGCCGCUUGGGACGUGGCUGAUGCGCGCUUUGGAGCUUCGUCCGCAUUCCAAGGUGGAGGGUGCCGCUAUCUCUUGCGCCUCCAUCUCCAUCGACCCUUGCACCGACACACAUCCGUCUUUACCCAUCAUGCCACGACCAUCGGCAUCUACGCCGCACCUGAUUUGGGCGGCGGGACACUUCCUGUGCUUCUUUGCGGGGCUUCGCUACCUGGCGGGUACGGUGAUGUUUGCGACCAAAUCGGGCGGUCUUUCACGCUGGUACACCGCAACGUACCUUGGAGCCAUCCUGUCGUACUGCGUGGUGGUGUACAAGUCGUUUGGAGUACCGCAGCUCAACAAGCCGUACAUUCAGCGUGCGCUCAUGGAUGAAAAUGUCCAGUACCUCUUUCUGGCGGUAUACUGGUUCAUGUCCAAACCCAUCUUUAUUACUAUCCUCCCCUUUGUCACGUUCUCCCUCUUCCACGUGCUCACGUUCGUAAGGACGACGGUUUUGCCCGCGGUAUUUCCAUCUCCACCUCCAGCACAAGGUACGGCGCAAGGACAGCAGGGACAACAGUCCAAGGUGGCCAAGAUGGUUCAAGGUUGGGUCAAGGCGAAUUACGAUCCGGCCAUGCGCUUUGUGGCGUAUGCAGAGGUGGCCAUCUUUGCGCGUGUGCUGUUUGGUGCACUGCUGUGGAGGAACUCGCUCAUGGCUCCGCUCUUCUAUGCCCACUUCCUCCGACUCCGCUUCUACAUGAGCAGCUUCACCAGAGCUGCAUUCCAACACGUAGGUGCCGUACUCGAUGGAUAUACGCAGCAUCAAAGCUGUCCGCCUGGCGUGAGGAAGGUCUACCUCACCGUGACGGAUCUCGUAGCGAGGUACGCCAGCUCCGUGCUGAGUGUGCAGAACAACCAGGCUCAGCCUCAACAACAGCCACAGGCCGCUCAACAACAGCCAGCAGCAAGGAGGUAG
This is a messenger RNA of Moesziomyces antarcticus, 1017 nucleotides long. Its product is annotated as endoplasmic reticulum protein. Gene Ontology annotation, cellular component: membrane; endoplasmic reticulum. NCBI's taxonomy places the organism in Eukaryota, Fungi, Basidiomycota, Ustilaginomycetes, Ustilaginales, Ustilaginaceae. Gene Ontology annotation, biological process: membrane organization; endoplasmic reticulum tubular network organization. Bases 1 to 1017 code for a protein of 338 amino acids. The transcript has 2 exons. The record is from RefSeq and is a predicted model, not a curated record.